AUGGAGGAGGUGAUGGAGGAGGUGGUGGAGGAGGUGAUGGAGGAGGUAAUGGAGGAGGUGAUGGAGGAGGUGAUGGAGGAGGUGGUGGAGGAGGUGAUGGAGGAGGUGAUGGAGGAGGUGCUGGUGGAGGUGAUGGAGGAGGUGAUGGAGGAGGUCAAUAUCUCCUCCUCCUCCUCUUCUUCCUCGCUCUGUCUCCGUCUCCCGGGGAACUCCUAUGGUUUGUGGACGAAAUACAAGAUCAGCAGCAUCUUCUGCUCCGUGGGAACGCAGAGACGGAGCGAGAGGAAGUGGAUGAUUCAGAGGUGGCAGUGUGCGGAGAGUGGCUUCCUGUCAGAGAUCUUGAUUAAAAUUCCGGCGGCCGAGAAUACGGGUGCCGCACUCUGGCAUAUGGACACGCCCAGGGACGUACAGCACAGCGACUACAGGGGCGGCUUUAUCUGGCAACCACCGGCUUUAUCUGGCAACCGCAGAGAGUAG
Messenger RNA from Knipowitschia caucasica, 477 nucleotides. The record is from the annotation of a GenBank genome assembly. Lineage: Eukaryota; Metazoa; Chordata; Actinopteri; Gobiiformes; Gobiidae.